AUGUUUUAGGGGAAAAUGCGGUCGCUAUGGACGCUCACGGUGUUCUUGGGAGGCCUCUGGAUCGCGUCUUUGCUCUACGGCGAGCUCCUCGCGUUUUGGAUCCCCCGGUGGAGCUGCUCCUGGCCGAAUCUAGAGCAGAAAUUUGCGAGCACGAAAUUACCGCCGGGAGAGAGGCCGCUGAGAAUCGUCCUCAUUGCCGAUCCACAGCUGACCGACAGGACAUCGUAUGGAAUGGAUCCUCGCUCGCUCCUGCUGAAGAUCAUCCAGUUCUACUCCGAUAUCUACAUGAGACGGGCAUUUCGAUCGUCUGUGCUCGGUCUAGAACCAGAUGAGAUACUUUUCUUGGGAGAUUACUUCGAUGGAGGACCUUACCUCGCGGAUGACGAGUGGGAGGAGUCUUGGAAACGUUUCGAGCAUAUCUUUGAUCAGACCCAAAGAGGUUUGAAGUCGAGGAAGAAAAUUCCCACGUAUUAUUUGUGUGGAAACCACGACUUGGGAUAUCAUGAGGUGUUCUCUCAGAAACCACAGAUAGCACAGAGGUACCAGAAGAAGUUCGGUGAAACCGAUUUCAUUCACAACAUUGGUAGCUUGGACUUCGUGUUUGUGAACUCGCAAGCUCUUGAUGGUUCAAGAGCGGACCCUUUCACAAAUGCUUCUUGGAGUUUUGUUGAGAAAGUCGCAAGCUCGGACCGUGCAGCUAGGCCUAUGGUUCUGAUGACACAUAUACCAUUGUUUAGACCAGACAACACACCCUGCGGAUCCGAUCGAGCGUCCGAAGUUAUUAAUCAGAGACUGAGAAGGACGAACUGGUCACCCGGAAGGGUAACAUAUCAAAACUACUUGACGGAUGGAACGAGUCAGAAGCUCCUCAACUUGACGAAACCUGUUAUGGUGUUCUCGGGUCAUGACCAUGACCAGUGCAAGACUGUUCAUGCCACUCCCGAAGGGUUUUAUCCAGAGUACACAGUGGGAACGUUCAGCUGGCAACAAGGAAAUAUAUAUCCCUCCUUCAUGAUGCUUUCUGUGCCUCGAAGCUCAUCGGCAAUGACAGACACAAUCAUCUCGGAGAGGCUUUGUUUCCUUCCGGCUCAAGAUUUCAACUAUGCAUGGUAUGGUGUCCUGUUCGUGAUAUCUGUACUCGCUCUGUUCUUCUGGCCCAGCCAGGGAAUAGAUCUGUGGCAGUCAUUUCGUAGCCUCUACGACGCACUCAAGGCCGGCUCUGAAGGUGUCAAAGCCAAGGACGAAGACGCAGAGUGGGAGAUGCUCUGGGACGCGGAAGGUGGCAUGCAUCUCGUAAAGAAAAGCCUCCCACAAACUAGCGUCUCUUCAUCUCAAGGCUCCGAGCGAAGAGGAAACGUCAUCCAACGAGCAACAGCAAAGUCGAAGGCCUCCACCGUCCCGGACGAAGUUACCGACACUGAUACAAGCAGCAAUCUUUCUCCGAGCAGCAGGAAUAGAUUUCGGCGAAGACUCGUCCAAAUGGUCGGGCCAUUGACGGUUCUCGCCACAGUGAACUUUUCUCUCUACAUGAUGCUGGUGAUGAAAGACUGGACGUAACACUUUGCUUCUCUCUGAUCCAGUGCUUCCAAUUUGAUCGCUUAUUUCGACUAAGUGAUCGAUGGCCUCGUUUUAAGCUUGUUUCCGCUGUAUGGAUUGCUUGA
Messenger RNA from Selaginella moellendorffii, 1661 nucleotides. RefSeq lists its product as uncharacterized. Gene Ontology annotation, cellular component: endoplasmic reticulum. NCBI's taxonomy places the organism in Eukaryota, Viridiplantae, Streptophyta, Lycopodiopsida, Selaginellales, Selaginellaceae. Gene Ontology annotation, biological process: GPI anchor biosynthetic process. Bases 16 to 1557 code for a protein of 513 amino acids. Gene Ontology annotation, molecular function: hydrolase activity. The transcript has 14 exons. The record is from RefSeq and is a predicted model, not a curated record.